AUGCACAAUCUGUUCACAGACAAGCUGGACACUGGUGAAAUAGAAUAUCUGGUAGAGAACACCGUAUUUAACAAGGAGGAGAUAAAAUACCUGUUCAAUAGAUUUGUGUACUUGGACAGAAACAAUGCGGGAAUCAUUUCGUACACUGACUUCGAAAUGAUACCAGAAUUUGCAUCAAAUCCGCUGAAAGUGCUCAUAAUGAACUACAUAGAGGAGAAUGUGCUAGAGUAUGAGAAGAUGAACUUCGCCUACUUUCUGGAAUUUCUGAGAAUAUUCCACAAGAAGACGCCAAAGACAACUCGAAUCAACUUUCUCUUCAACAUCUUUGAUUUAAACAAGGAUCAUAGGCUAUGCCACGGGGUAUUGAUGCAAAUUAGGCUAUUUCUGGGGCUGAAUGAGGAUGAAAGAAGUGUGAAUACCGUUCUAAGGAUGUAUGAUUUAGGGCAGAAGGGGCAUUUAGACAUUCUUGAUUUUACAAGAUUGUAUAAUGAGGAUGGUGCACUUGAAAACAUAAUGAUCAUAGACUUUACGAAGAACAUACCGAAGCGAGAGAGAAAGGCCACUAUAUGGGACAUCAUAUGGAACAACACAAAUGAAUAG
Messenger RNA from Enterospora canceri, 600 nucleotides. The record is from the annotation of a GenBank genome assembly. Lineage: Eukaryota; Fungi; Microsporidia; Enterocytozoonidae.